AUGGAUCAGGCAGCGUUUGACGCGUUGAUGCAGCAAGUGGCGGAGAUGUCGGCAGGCAUGAAGGCGUUAACGACAGAGGUGGAGAGACUACGUGAAGAAAACAACGAGCUACGCCAGGCGCGAGGUGAAGCGCGCCAGGAGUCGCCCGCUGAAGAAGGCGAGAGCACUGGUCAAGCGGUGAGCGGCAAUCCGUUGGAGGAGCUCACACGCGGCUUCGAAGAAGAAGAUAGGCAGCGAGCGGCGGCAGCGACAACAGUUGCAGUGACAACAAUCAAGAUAAAGCCUACGAGCCCGCCCCCGUUCAACCCUACCGACAAGAACACUACUGUUAAGGGGUGGUUGUUCGGCGUGGAGGUGUUCUUCACUGCAGCGAACGUCAACGACGACGCCACGCGUAUUAAUUACGCGGUAUCGCUUCUGCGAGGCCCGGCGCUUGAGUGGUGGCGACGAACCUUGGACACGGGGACCCCGACAGGUGUGACACAUGCGGCAGACGGGACUUCGGACUCUGCUAUUGGGAGGGCAUCAUCGAUAUUCGGUGUGGCCACAAUUCGCACGUGGAAGCAGUGGGGCGCAGCCUUACGAGAGCGUUUCGAGCAUGUAUCCGCCUCGGAACACGCUCGCAUGAAGCUGCGUACCUGGUCACAGUUGGCUUCUGUUCAAGACUACACAGCGUCGUUUAUGGCGCUCGCGGAUCAAGUGGACGACAUGGCGGAAGCUGAACGGUUGGAUAAAUACAUCAGCGGCUUGAAGUAUGAGAUACAGUACGAGGUGCGCCGCAGCCGUCCAGCAACAUUCAACGAAGCCGUCCGAUUGGCCGAGAGCACAGACGCGCUGAUGCAGUGGGCGAGAUCGAGUUCUCGGGAGGGAAACCGAUUUCGUGGACAGACCCAGCGGGCCACGAUUAACGGAGUCCAUGCGCCAGACCGCCCUUUUACAGGGUUGUGUUUUAAGUGCGGGAAGCCGGGCCACAUGUAUAAAGACUGCCCCGACAGGACGCAGGGAAAGAGGAACGGUGGGAAGGAGCCGGGAAAUGGGAAGAGUCACCAUAGCCUCUUCAAUCUGGCGACAGCAAAAAAAUGCAAGUUGCAGCUGGACAGGUGUCUGCCCGAAAUUGACGCCCGCCUCGUGGAUGGGACGCCUCUGGCGAUUUUGGAAGAAACACGGACGGUGCGGAUUGAGUGCGGCGACAAUUUCGGCUUCAGCAUGAAGUUUCUCGCGACGACGUUGGACGGAUGCGACGUGCUCCUGGGACGCGAUUGGCUGCGACGGCACAACCCGGUAAUCGAUUGGACGACGGGAUCGUGCAGCAUCAGCAAGGACGGGAAGCUGAUUACUCUGCCCGCGUGGACUCCGGACUGCAUCGAGUCUACAUGCGUCAAAGCCAUCACUAUUACACGCCACGUCAACAGGGGUGCGCAACUGUUCGCCGUAUGCUUGCGCGAGUUGGCAGCCGACACCGACGGAAACGACAUCGAGAAGCUGUGCGCAGCUGUACCACCUGAUUUAGCGGAGCUGAUUCGACAGUACUCCGAUAUCUUCCCCGACGAUUUGCCACCUGGCCUGCCACCCGAGAGACCCGAAGACCACAAAAUCCAGCUGGAGCCUGGCGCGCAGCCGACUGUUCGCACUCAGUGGCGGUUGACUCAGCCCGAACUCGCGGAGCUUCGAAGUCAACUUGAGUCACUGUUGGAGAAGAACUUCAUCCGACCCAGUACUUCGCCCUUUGCCGCGCCGAUCCUGUUCACACCGAAGAAGGACGGCGGCAUUCGCAUGUGCAUCGACUAUCGCGCGCUCAACCGGGUUACCAUAAAAUCUCGCUAUCCCAUCCCACGCACCGACGACCUCCUCGACCAACUUCGCGGCGCUCGCUACUUCUCGAAGAUUGACCUACGCGGCGGUUACCAUCAAAUCAGAGUAUUCGCUGACGAUUGUCACAAGACCGCCUUCCGAACCCGCUACGGCAGUUACGAGUUCACAGUGAUGCCUUUCGGCCUCACGAACGCGCCAUCAACAUUUCAACGCACCAUGAACAGGGUAUUUCGCGACCUGCUGGACAAGUGUGUUAUCGUCUACUUGGACGAUAUUCUGAUUUUUAGCAGGACACGCGAGCAGCACCUCCGCGACCUCGACGCAGUGUUUAAGCGGCUACAGGAGAACCGGCUCAUCACCAAAGGCUCUAAGUAUGAGUUCUUUAAGCAAGAGUUGGAGUUUUUGGGGCACGUCAUCUCACGCGACGGCAUCAAAAUCGACCCGAAGAAAAUCAAGACCAUCCAGGAAUGGAAGGCCCCGACUAAUGUCACAGAACUUCAGAGUUUUCUGGGGUUUGUGAAUUAUGUCCGGCGGUUUAUCCCGAAUAUGGCGGGGAUAACCGGCCCGCUGACCGACCUGUUGCACAAGGAUAAAAAUUUCGUGUGGGGGGAAGAGGCUGAGGCGGCUUUUCAGGAGUUGAAGCAGUUACUGGUGUCCCCUCCGGUUCUUCGCAUCGCCGACCCAUCCAAGCCGUUCGAAGUCGUCACCGACGCUUCAGAUUUCGCCAUCGGCGCAGUGCUGCUCCAGGAUUUUGGCAACGGCUUACAACCGAUCGCCUACGAGUCACGCAAGUUGCAGGCAGCCGAGCGCAACUACCCGAUUCACGACAAGGAGAUGCUCGCCAUCAUUCACGCGUUUAAACUGUGGAGAUGCUACCUGACUGGCGCCGACGUCACUGUUCGCACCGAUCAUAAAUCCCUACAGUACCUUCGAGCGCAACCCAACCUCAACCCACGACAAAUCCGGUGGCUCGAUUACAUGGAGUCACACUUCCACUACAGGAUCACCUACAAGAAGGGCGCGAACAACAUUGCCGACGCCCUGACCCGACCGACAGUCCAAUCCGCUGCUGUGCUGAUCACCCAUUCGAACCCGCUUCUUUCGGGGCUAUUCACCCACGGCUACACUACGGACCCGUUCUUCACGACUGGAAAUCACCAGCAGGCGACGACGCAGAAAGGGAAUUAUUACCUAAAGGCCGGAACUGACCGGAUUUGGGUUCCCGCUUACCGGCUGCUGCGCGAACUCCUUAUUCAGGAGGUCCAUGAUUCCAACCUCUCCGGACAUUUCGGGGUUGAUAAAACCCAGAAGUUGUUGCACCGUCAGUAUUAUUGGCCUGAUUCUGCUAACGACGUGCAGCGAUAUGUGUCCUCAUGCAGGGUGUGCCAAGCCAUGAAAUCGACACGUCAGCGGCCAGCUGGGUUGCUGCAACCUCUCGAGCCACCCGAACGACCAUGGCAACAGGUGACGAUGGACUUUGUCACGGGGCUGCCAGCUGGGCCGUCCGGCAACGACGCUGUACUCGUCGUCGUCGAUCGCCUCACAAAAAUGGCGCAUUUCGCACCUUGUCGCACGACAAUCACCGCCGAAGAAACUGCACGCCUCUUCAUCUCCACCGUUGUGCGACUACACGACGUCCCAUCGGCGAUCAUCAGCGACCGGGACCCAAAGUUCACAUCGAAAUUUUGGAGGGAGACGUGGGCGCAGUACGGAACGAAGCUACAGUUCUCGUCGGCAUACCACCCGCAAACCGACGGCCAGACCGAGCGGACCAAUCAGACGAUGGAGCAGCUGAUCAGGACAAACUGCCCCGACCCCGCUCGCUGGGAACAUUCGCUCGCCAUGCUGGAAUUCGCGUUCAACAACGCUCCGUCCAGCACGACUAAUCACUCCCCGUUCUUCUUGAAUUACGGGAUGGACCCGGUGGUACCUACAACGACUACACUUGACAACCCGGUCCCGAGGUCACAAACAUUUGUGACAGAACUCCAAGAAAUUCGCGAGAAGGCUGCGGACGCAAUUCGCAAGGCGAAUACCACUUCCCGCAAAUACACCGACCUUUUACGACGGGAACUCGUCUUGGCAGCUGGGCAACUAGUACUACUGGACACGAAGAACCUGCACCUGCCCGGCCCAUCGAAGUUACGGCCACGAUUCUGUGGGCCUUUCAGGAUCCUCAAGAUGGUGACACCUGUCACCGCGAAGCUGCUACUACCCGACGACUGGCGUAUUCACGACGCCUUCCACGUCAGCUUAUUACGCAAGUUCGUGCCUGCCACAACAGACAUCGCGCGCCAGAACGCCGUCCCGACAGCUCGACCUGUCCCGGAACCGACACUCGACCCAUCCAUGAUUUUGGCGCAUCGUGUUCGGCUCGACGCUUCGGGGCGUCACGUGGACUUUCUUAUCCGUUGGACUGACCGCACCAGUGAGGACGACACAUGGGUGCCAUCCGCCUCGCUUGAAGCUUCCCCGCUUCUUGGUGAUUACCUCGCCCGCAAGCGAGCUGUGGAUGUUGACCACCUUUCUUAA
Closterium sp. Yama58-4 is the source of this 4344-nucleotide messenger RNA. The record is from the annotation of a GenBank genome assembly. Lineage: Eukaryota; Viridiplantae; Streptophyta; Zygnematophyceae; Desmidiales; Closteriaceae.